AUGGGAUCACCCACCCCAGGGAUCACUGCCCCACCCCAGGAUGCCUUCACCCCAGGAUCACUGCCCCAUCCAGGGAUCACUGCUUCACCCCAGGAUCACUGCCUCCUCCAUGGGAUCUGCCCCACCCCAGGGAUCACUGCCCACCCCAGGAUCACUGCCUCAGCCCAGGGAUCACUGCCUCACCCCAUGGGAUCUGCCCCACCCCAGGGAUCACUGCCUCACCCCAGGGAUCACUGCUUCACCCCAGGAUCACUGCACCCCAGAGGAUCACUGCCCCACCCCAGGGAUCACUGCUUCACCCCAGGGAUCACUGCCUCCUCAGUCGGUCUCCACACUCCAGGGAUCACUGCCUCACCCCAGGGAUCACCGCCUCACCCAGGGAUCCACCUCACCCAGGAUCACUACCUCACCCAAGAAUCACUGCCUCACCCCAGGGAUCACUGCCUCACCCCAGAUCAUGCCUCACCCCAGGAUCACCGCCUCAUCCCAGGAUCAGCCUCACCCAGGGAAUCACUGCCCGAGGAUCACUGCUUCACCCCAGGAUCACUACUCCACCCCAGGAUCCUGCCCAUCAGGAUCCUGCUUCACCCCAGGAUCACUGCCUCACCCCAGGGAUCACUGCUUCACCCCAGGGAUCCUGCCUCACCCCAGGGAUCACUGCUUCACCCUGGGGAUCACUGCCUCACCCCAGGGAUCACUGCCUCACCCCAGGAAUCUGCCUCACCCCAAGGGAUCACUGCCUCACCCCAGGAUCACUGCCUCGCCCCAGGGAUCACUGCCUGCCCCGGGAUCACUGCCUACCCCGAGGAUUUCUGCCUCCACCCCAAGGAUCACUGCCUCACCCAGGAUCACUGCUUCACCCCAGGAAUCACUGCCUCACCCCAGGAUCACUGCCUCACCCCAGGAUCACUGCCUCACUCCAGAAUCACUGCCUCCCCAGAAUUACUGCCUCACCCAAGGGAUCACUGCCUCCACCCAGGGAUCACUGCUUCACCCAGGGGAUCAUUGCCCACCCCAGGUCCUGCUUCACCCAGGGAUCAUUGCCUCACCCCAGGAAUCACUGCCUCACCCCAGGGAAUUACUGCCUCACCAGGGAUCACUGCCUCACCCCAAGGGAUCACUGCUUACCCCAGGGGAUCAUUGCCUCCCCAGGGAAUCCUGCUUCACCCAGGGGAUGUGCCCCACCCCAGGAAUCACUGCCUCACCCGGGAAUUACUGCCUCACCCCAAGGGAUCACUGCCUCACCCCAAGGGAUCACUGCUUCACCCAGGGGAUCAUUGCCUCACCCCAGGAAUCACUGCCUCACCCAGGGAUCACUGCCUCACCCCGGGAAUCACUGCCUCACCUGAGGGAAUCACUGCCUCACCCCAGGGAUCACCGCCUCACCCCAGGGAUCACCGCCUCACCCCAGGAUCACUGCCUCACCCGAGGGAAUCACUGCCUCACCCCAGGGAUCACUGCCUCACCCCAGGGAUUGCCUCACCCCAGGAUCACCGCCUCACCCCAGGGAUCACUGCCUCACCCCAGGAUCACCGCCUCACCCCAGGAUCACUGCACCCCAGGGAUCACCGCUCACCCCAGGAAUCACUGCUCACCCCAGGAUCACUGCCCCACCCAGGGAUCACUGCCUCACCCGAGGGAAUCACUGCCUCACCCCAGGGAUCACCGCCUACCCCAGGGAUCGCCUCACCCCAGGGAUCACCGCCUCACCCUAGGAAUCACUGCCUCACCCAGGGAUCACUGCCUCACCCCAGGGAUCACUGCCUCACCCGAGGAAUCACUGCCCACCCCAGGAUCACCGCCUCACCCCAGGGAUUACCACCACCCCAGGAAUCACUGGCUCACCCCAGGAUCACUGCCUCACCCCAGGGACUGCCCCACCCCAGGGAUCACUGCCUCACCCCAGGGAUCACUGCCUCACCUGAGGAAUCACUGCCUCACCCAGGAUCACUCGGCUCACCCCAGGAGAUCACUGCCUCACCCCAGGAAUCACUGCCUCACCCCGGGAUCACUGCCUCACCCCAGGAUCACCGCCUCACCCAGGAUCACUGCCUCACCUCAGGGAAUCACUGCCUCACCCCAGGGAUCACUGCCUCACCCCAGGAUCACCGCCUCACCCCAGGAAUCACUGCCUCACCCCAGGGAUCACUGCCUCACCCCAGGGAUCACUGCCUCACCCGAGGGAAUCACUGCUCACCCCAGGAUCACUGCCUCACCCCAGGGAUCACUGCCUCACCCCACCGCCUCACCCUAGGAAUCACUGCCUCACCCCAGGAUCACUGCCUCACCCCAGGGAUCACUGCCUCACCUGAGGGAAUCACUGCCUCACCCCAGGAUCACUCGCUCACCCCAGGAUUACUGCCUCACCCCAGGAAUCACUGCCUCACCCCAGGAUCACUGCCUCACCCCAGGAUCACUCGCCUCACCCCAGGAUCACUGCCCACCCCAGGAUCACUGCCUCACCCGGGGAAUCACUGCUCACCCCAGGGAUCACCGCCUCACCCCAAGGAUCACUGCCUCACCCCAGGGAAUCACUGCCUCACCCCAGGGAUCACUGCCUCACCCCGGGAUCACUGCCUCACCCCAGGAUCACUGCCUCACCUCAGGGAAUCACUGCCUCACCCCAGGAUCACUGCCCACCCCAGGAUCACUGCCUCGCCCCAGGAUCACUGCCUCACCCCAGGAAUUACCGCCACCCCAAGGGAUCACUGCCUCACCCCAGGAUCACUGCCUGGCCCCAGGAUCACUGCCUCACCCCAGGAAUUCACUGCCUCACCCCAAGGAUCACUGCCUCACCCCAGGAAUCACUGCCUCACCCCAGGAUCACUGCUCACCCAGGACCACUGA
Homarus americanus (American lobster) is the source of this 2847-nucleotide messenger RNA. Its product is annotated as mucin-1-like. The transcript has a single exon. NCBI's taxonomy places the organism in Eukaryota, Metazoa, Arthropoda, Malacostraca, Decapoda, Nephropidae. The record is from RefSeq and is a predicted model, not a curated record. Bases 1 to 2847 code for a protein of 948 amino acids.